This is a messenger RNA of Torulaspora globosa, 744 nucleotides long. It is a transcript of the gene RPS3, whose product is annotated as 40S ribosomal protein uS3. The record is from RefSeq and is a predicted model, not a curated record. The transcript has a single exon. Gene Ontology annotation, molecular function: structural constituent of ribosome; RNA binding. NCBI's taxonomy places the organism in Eukaryota, Fungi, Ascomycota, Saccharomycetes, Saccharomycetales, Saccharomycetaceae. Gene Ontology annotation, biological process: translation. Gene Ontology annotation, cellular component: cytosolic small ribosomal subunit; nucleus. Bases 1 to 744 code for a protein of 247 amino acids.
AUGGUUUCCUUGAUCUCUAAGAAGAGAAAGCUAGUCGCUGACGGUGUUUUCUACGCCGAAUUGAACGAAUUCUUCACCAGAGAGUUGGCCGAAGAAGGUUACUCCGGUGUGGAAGUCAGAGUGACCCCUACCAAGACUGAAAUUAUCAUCAGAGCCACCAGAACCCAGGAUGUUCUAGGUGAGAACGGUAGAAGAAUCAACGAGUUGACUUUGUUGGUCCAAAAGAGAUUCAAGUACAAGCCAGGUACCAUUGUUCUUUACGCUGAGAGAGUGCAGGACCGUGGUUUGUCCGCUGUUGCUCAAGCUGAAUCCAUGAAGUUCAAGUUGUUGAACGGUUUGGCCAUCAGAAGAGCUGCGUACGGUGUUGUCAGAUACGUUAUGGAGUCUGGUGCCAAGGGCUGCGAAGUGGUCGUCUCCGGUAAGUUGAGAGCCGCCAGAGCCAAGUCCAUGAAGUUUGCUGACGGUUUCUUGAUCCACUCCGGUCAACCAGUCAACGACUUCAUCGACACCGCUACCAGACACGUGUUGUUGAGACAGGGUGUGUUGGGUAUCAAGGUUAAGAUCAUGAGAGACCCAGCUAGAAGCAGAACCGGUCCAAAGGCGUUGCCAGACGCUGUCAAGAUCGUUGAGCCAAAGGAGGAGGAGCCAAUCUUGGCUGCUUCCGUCAAGGACUACAGACCAGCUGCCGUGCAACAACAGGAAGAGGAGCCUGAACAGGCUGAGGCUGUCGAGGCUGCUGCCUAA